This is a messenger RNA of Ruditapes philippinarum (Manila clam), 6342 nucleotides long. RefSeq lists its product as uncharacterized. The transcript is spliced from 7 exons. The record is from RefSeq and is a predicted model, not a curated record. Gene Ontology annotation, molecular function: protein binding. The coding region runs from base 131 to 1012 and encodes 293 amino acids. NCBI's taxonomy places the organism in Eukaryota, Metazoa, Mollusca, Bivalvia, Venerida, Veneridae.
AUGUCAAGGGAAGUAACUGUGAUUGAAAUGGGGAACGUAAACAAGAAAUUGUGUGCGGAUGUAAAAGAUUGACAACAUUUAAGUGUUUCCGUAAUGCUUUGAACAUGCUUUCCUGAUUCAAUUCUUAAGAAUGGAAAUUUACGUAGCUAUUUCCGAUUUUACGCCACCUAUCGCGGACGGAUCUCAAAACAUCCUCGAAUUUCAGAAAGGUGACACUUUCGAAAUAUUUGACUGUCACAAAACUGAUGCAGACUGGUGGGGUGCUAGAUCUUUAAAAACAAACACUGUUGGAUAUGUGCCAUCUAGAUACAUGCAGUAUGAAGAAAGAAGAAUAGGCAAGCUGCUUCCAUCCGGUUAUAAGGACCAGAAGCAGACAUCAUUAAAAAGGUUGUCUGAUAUACAGAACAGUCCUGACCAUAGAGCUCCAGAGCAAGUGAUGCCGGAAACGCCAGUACCGGACUACGGUGAUGCUGCCACACCGGAAAACCAGAAUGUUUUUAAAUUUGCCCAAAAAUUUCAAACUGUUUUAACAAAUAUCCAGAAAAUAGAGGAUAUGUAUAAUGAUAAUAUGGAGCCUGAACCAGACUAUAAUGACGAGGCAGAUGUGGUUGCCAUGGAUACCAUAAAUGCCAACAAGGAACGAACACCGUCGCAAUCCUCCGAUGACGGUAUCAUCGUACCAAAGAAACUUCCCAAUCCUUGUGUUGAAUCGCCCACUAGACAAGCAUUGCAUAAAGAAUUAUUGUUAAAUUAUAAAAGGGGAGUUAAUGUGCUGGAGAAACCAGAAUUAAACAAGGUAUUACAGAAUCGCCGCGAGACGCAGCGACGUAAAGAAUGGCAGGAACAAGCAUCUAGUAAACGUACUAGCCUGGAGAUGAAACUUGAACAGAGAGCUACACGGUUAAAGGAGGAUGAAAUGAAAACAAUUACGGAGAAAGACGAAUCAGAAAAGCCUGAACUCCAAAAAGCCUUCGCAAAGUUCGCUCAGAAAUCAAAUGGCAAUGUAAAGUGAUCAGAUUCUUCACAGACAAACCUCCUCCCCCAACUCCCAGUGCUUUCAGUCAUUUUCAGUCAUUGUUGCUCAUUUGUUGCUCUUUGGUAUCAAUAGUUUAUCUUUUGCUUCCAUUUGGAACUUGAAUUUUCAAAACAAAAACAAAAGCAGACAAUAUAGAUUACAAAAGCAUGAUGGGUAAUUUUGAUGCAGGAAUUUGCUGUAUAUGUUUUGUUUUUCAUUCAUUUAAAUGGUCAUUUAAUAUGGUUAUAUUUAGAUAGAAUAUAAAUAUAGUUAGGUGUGUAAAGUAAUUUUGAUAUUGUUAAAUGUAUACUUGUUGCUGAUAUAUAUAUCAUUAUUGCAUUAAUUUUAUUUUAUAAAAAAAAAUACAUGAAUUUAUUCCUCUAAUAUUUAUUGUACGAUUUAUGCCUUUCAACUAUUAUGAGAAAUAGCAUAAUUGUUUAUUUUACAUUAUGUGCAGAGUGUGAGUGUAAAGAAGGGGCAUAACUUUAAUUUAUGUGGUAACCUGAAUUGUAGGGGGAUUAAGGGGCAUUCAGCCAAAAGAAACUUUGCUGGCUCUGGAAUGUCAAAGAUGCAUUUUUGGCAUACAUUGAGUAAAAUGAGUAUUGCCAGGUGGUUAUUGGAAAAUGAAGUAAGACAAAUAAAUGAUUUUUAUUGUUUCACUUUCUGCUGAAAAAAAAGUGUAGACUGGGCCCUACUCAGGCUAUAGAAGUUAUGCUACUUAAAGUUUAUGUGCAUAGUAUUUAUAGAUAAAAAUAUCUUUAAAAAUGAUCAUCAUUCAAUUUCUCAGAUUAUUUGUGACAAAAUCUGAAAACGAGAAUAAUCGAAACCAGGCCUUUACAGUGCAUAAUUAAUAUUCAUGUUGCUCAAUCAAAUUUCAGUAUAUUAUCUUUCUUCUUUAAAAUCAGAUUUUUUUAUAAGAAAUGUAUCUCCACUUUUUUACUUUAAUGCUUCAAUUGUUUGCAUAUUAAUACUUCAUUAUUUAAUUGCAUAAAUUGUUUUUAUUCGUUUAUCACUUAUUUUGACACAUGUACAGUAUAUGUAGUGUUGCGCAUGAUUGUAAAUUGAAUCAAAAGUAAUCUGAAAUUAAUGUUAAUUUGUUUAUUUAUAAAAAAAAAACUUUCCCAUUUUAUGCAAAUUUUUCAUUGAAUCUUGAAUUUUUAUCCAAGUUCAUUUUGUUGAAAUUGUCUUGUUACAAAAAAAUUCAUUUUAUCAUGCCGAAUGAAGAAAAUGUCAAAGUUUCAAUUACAGGUUUAAACAUAAUGAGAUAAAGUAUUUUUCAGUUGCGGUCUUUAUGGCUGAGUGGUUACGAUCUCUGACUUUUUAAUCACUUUCCUCUGUCCACUUUAUGUUCAAAUCCUGCAUUGGAUAUUGUAUUCCAGCUAGAUUUUAUAAUGUGGUAGGUAUUUUUUCUCAAAUACUGGCUAAUGUGUCUGAAAGUAUGCAUUUGGAGUAGAUGCAUGGUUUUUGUCAAUAGUUAAUUAGAAAGUUGACAUAAUUAUAACUUUGUCUGUGUGACUUAAACCUUGACAAAAUAGAGGGAGCAAACAUUAAUAUAAAACCAAGGACCACUAUUAAGAUAUCAGAGGGACUAACUGUUACAAAAUGAAAAAUAUUUGCCCAUAUUUUAGCAAUUAUUAAAUAAAUGAUCAAAUGUAGAUAAAUAUUUAAAUUUUGACAGUCUAUUAUCAUAAAUAUAAAAAAGUACAACUAGGGAGUAAAAUGUAUCAGCUGGCAUGAGCUUUAUCCAAUCAUUUGUAAUAAUAAAUAGGAGAAAUAUUUGUGGGAGUAAAUUAUACUGGCUAUGUUUGAAUGUAGGAUAAAAUACUGUUUUGCUGUAUAAUGUAUGAUUAUGUUUAAAAUUAUAUGAAAUACUACAAAUUGUGUUAAUAUUAUGAACUUAUCACCUGGACCAAUUAUCAUCAUCAUUCAUUUAUAGACAUUAUGUAUUAAGAAAUACUGUAUAUUAUAUAUGCAAUUAUGUUUUAUACACAUAAUUAAAAUCAUUAUAUAAUAAAUUAUAUUAUUUUUAUGGUGUCACAGAGUAAUGUAUUUGAACGCAAGUUUGCCAUAUUAAAUUUGUUCUUGUAUUACUGAAAAAUUACUGGUGUGACAAUACAGGUAAAUUUUAUUGUCGAUGAUAAAAAAAACAUACAUAUAAUAUUAUUAAAAGGCAUUGUACUAUGAACAUGACAGUGGGUUCAUGUUUCAUAUAAAAUAAUGUUCAUUAUAUUAUACUAGCAGUUAAAGUAAGCUGUUCUUCAAUGUAAUAAAACAAACAAACAAAAUGUUUUAUUUAUGAGACAUCAGCUUUAUAAUCGUGUCAUAUAGAUAUUAUCCUUUUACCUGUAUGUAAGUUUGAUUGUGAAAUUUGGGGGGAAAAUUACUUAUAAUUCCACAUAUGAAAGCAUAUACAAACAUUGUAAAGUCAUCAGGGUAUUUCUUUAUAGAUUAAUCCUCAAUUUAUUAUAUCUUAAUAUGAUAUGUAUAUUUUUUUACUUCAAACUACUUGCAUUUUACCCCUGUAGGUUCGAAUCUGGCCAGGGACUUUGAAUCCUUCUGUGUGAGGAAGCUAUCCAGCUAGCUAAUGGAACGUUGUUGUUCUACUCAGGUGCCCAGCAUAAACCUGAAUGAAUGCCUGGAGGAGCAUCUGAGAUAUAUUUUCACCAGUAAAGCUGGAAAGUCACCAUAUUAUCAUUACAGUGCCAGUAUGACUUAAAACCUAACAAAACAAAGAAACAAAAUAAAUAGUUCCUGAUAGUUACAAUAUUUAUCUCCCUUGCCAUAUGUGACAGCAAUUUUUGGGAUCAAUAUUCUAUAUAGUAUAUAAUAUGUUUGAUAAAAUCUCAAAGAAAUCAAUACACACAGCCAAGUUACGUGACUUGUCAAAUUCUUAAAUACAGAUGCAAGAAAAUAUAAUAGCAACGAUACUUUAUAGAUUUUUAUCUGUUUUCAUGAAGAUAAUAUAAUUAUGAGAGUUUUUUUUAUCUUAAGCAUAAUUAUAAUAUAUUAGAAACAACCAUUUAAAUGGUGGCAAGGGGAGAUAAUAAUUGCUAUGUGAAGAGCUAUAUAAAUAUUUUCCCUCAGUCUAUAAAUACAGUGUAUCUUAUGAUAUAUACUUAUCCUUGAUAUAUAUCCUCAGUAUUUAUCCUUUUAUGAUAUUUUGAUAUAUAUAUAUUUUAUCUUCGUUAUGAUAUCUAUUGAUAUAUAUAUUUACCAAACCACCCUUUUAAAGUUACAAGGUAACUGGUACCUAAUCUAAUCUACAUUCUAACACGACCGGGUCGGACCCGCAUUUCCCCUAUUAAACAUAGAAAAACCGAAAGUGUGUGUUAUUAUGCUAUAAAAUCACUGUUUGACGUUCUAUAUUUAGACGUGUGACGUAAUCAUUAUACAUGUGACAUAACCACUAAAAAAAUGUGACGCGCUGACAAUAAGAACGGAAACAAAUCAGGCGCUAUUUAGCUAAAUAUCAGGUACGACAGCAUUUAUUUGUUGAUGUCGUGUUAGAAUCGAAAUAAUAUAUCCAAAUCGGUGAUUUUAUUGCUUAAUAACAUCACUGUUUGUCGUUCGGAUGCGCAUCAUUAUAUCACUCGGGCUACGCCCUCGUGAUAUAAUUCCUCGCAUCCGAACUCUAAACAGUGAUGUUAUUGAGCAAUAAAAUCACAGUUUGGGAUAUAUUAUUUCUUAAUUAAAAUGAAAGGAUGUGUAUACAAAAUGGAGGUUUUGUCAGAUGAGUUUUAAAGUUGCCAGUAUGCAGUCAACCUCGGUUUACUUAAAUACUAAGACUGUGUUAUGACUAUUAGGGUUCCAAAUAAGCAUUUGAUACUGAAUAUUUGACCUUAUGACCACCAUUUUCAUUUGAUUGUAUGUGUCAUUUAAGUGCUAUUUUAGUACAACAAGAAACAAGACCAGGUCAUUUAUUUCUAUAUGUGCCAGAAAUCAGAACCAUAACUGCCAAAUGGUGCAUGGCAACCUACUUUAAAUUGUUUAGUGUUACAUCAUUUAAUUUUUUUAUUUUGCUAGCCCGUAACUGUUAAAAAUUCAUCAAUGAUACUUAAGUUAACACUAAAUUUGUGAAGUGGACUUAUCCAGUCUAAAAUUCGGAACAGUCCAUUCCAAGUUUAAGGGAUCUCUAUAACAAACUUCAAAAAUUCAGCUACUACAAGUAUAGAACCUUGACAGAUGACAUGGAUGUGCCUGCUGGUUUGGCUAUGUAGCCGUAAAAUAGGUCGACCACAUUUGGUUCCAGCAGGUGAAGGGUCAAGGUCAUUUAAGAGUAAUGACUGAGGUAUGAAAUUAGUGGGUGAAAGUGAACUUUUCUUGUUUUGUGUCCUAAAUAUAGAAAAUUGAGCCGCAUCACGACAAAACCAACAUAGUGUGUUUGCGACCAGCAUUGAUCCAGACCAGCCUGCGCAUCCGUGCAUUCUGAUCAGGAUCCAUUCUGUUUGCUUACCAACCCUAUAACAAGUAGAGAAACUGAUCGCGAACAGCAUGGAUCCUGAUCAGACUGCCCAGAUGCGCACAAUGUAAUUUUUGUCGUGACGCGGCUCAUUAAUAUGUAUGACUGAACUUCUUUUCUACAUGAAUGUAAAUUUUUCUUGUUUAUUUGACGGAGAGUUUUGUUUUUUGUUUUGAUAAUAGCAUAAGAGAUUAGAGAUAGAUUAUUUAUAAGUUUAUUCUGGGAUCAUAUACAAUGUAUGUACAUUGUUUUGUUGAGUUAGCUUGAUAAUAGUUGAGUUUAUUUACGCCUCAUGUUGUGUUAUAUAUAGACAUCCACAUUUCAUUCAGUCUGAUACCUCAUAUUUGAUAGAAUAAUAAUUUUGUUCUUCUUUUAUUUGAUAAGGAACAAAAUUGUUUUAUAGGCUAUUUUUGAUUAAUCUUUUUCCUCAGAAGGAGCAUAAAGUUUUCAUGUCUGUUUUCUUAUACAUGUAUUUUUUUCUGAUCCUCAGUGUUUAUGUUAUUUCACUAAUCAUCAUUUUUUCCUGUUUUUUUUUUACUCUUCAGUAUAAUUAUGGAAGACCAACAAUGUCAUAAUUAGAGAAUUUGAAAAGAAAAUUGUAAUAAUUUGUCUUUAUUUGUAUAUUAUGUAUAUGCAUUAUUUGUAGUCAUAUGCUUGCAUAUUUCCAACAAAACAUAUAUGUUAAAAUUAUUGUGUUUGUUGUCAUACAAUUUUAUUAUGUCCAAACUUGAUCCAAUUCAGUUUGCCCUCCUGACAUUUGCUAUUAUGUUGCUUUUUUAUAGUCUUAUUGUCAUAUUUGAUGAGAUUUUCCACAAAAAAGGGCUUUGAUAUUUAGGGUAUAUGAAUAAUAAUUAAAUAAGACACCAGA